AUGUCUUUUACCUCCAAACUCCCCCCGUCCUGGAACGACAGACCCCCUCCUCGUAAGGUGGAGAUUGACCUGAGUUCACCGGGGCUGGCUGUGUUGGAGCUGGAACGACUUCUGUUCACUGGGAAAGCCAUCAACAGCCAUGCAGACGAAGUGUGGCCCAGACUUUACAUUGGAGACCAGGACAGUGCUACGAAUGUCCGCCAGUUGGCCAACCAUCAUGUCACCCACGUCUUGAAUGCAAACCACAGUAAACGGCGAGACGGUGCGGAGACUUACCUGGGAAUGAACAUCAAGUACUUUGGCAUCGAGGCUCAUGACUCCUGUAACUUUGACAUGAGUGUCAACUUCCAGACAGCCGCAGACUUCAUCCACAGGGCCCUCAGUGGAGGAGGUAUAGUGCUGGUGCACUGUGCAGUGGGGGUGAGUCGUUCAGCCACCCUGGUUCUUGCCUACCUGAUGCUGAGACAGAACCUGACCCUGGUGGAUGCCAUCUGCGCCGUGAAGGACAACCGUGGUGUGAUCCCCAACAGAGGCUUCCUCCGACAACUCAUCAACCUGGACACCAAACUGUAUGGCCACCUCCGCAACACUACCUACACCUAGAAGACUGAUUAUAUCAGCUUCUAUUCUAUUCUAUUUUGUCUAUUUGAGCAGUGGGUCACGAAGCUUUUCUUUUUUGGGAAACAUUUAUAAAAAAUAAUCAUACUGUGACACUUUCUGUAUUUUCAAAGUUCUAUAUCUUGAAAAUGUAAUUGCUGACAUGCAAAACAUUUUGGUACUGUACCAGCAGUGGACUAAUGAAACAAAUACCAAAAUAUAGUUUGAGUGUAAUUUUCCUUUAAGUUGGUGAAGGCUAUGUGAGAGACUUGCAUUCUCGUUCCCAGUAUUCAAAGUUUAGCUGUAUUCCAUGUUCUGCUUUUCCUAGCAGUGUCUGGCUGUAGAAUUAUUUUUACAUACCUCCCUUUAGAGAUAAGACCGCUGAUGGUUUGGAGGUCAAACUUGAGAAA
Messenger RNA from Oncorhynchus masou masou (cherry salmon), 1007 nucleotides. RefSeq names its product dual specificity protein phosphatase 26-like. The transcript is spliced from 3 exons. The coding region runs from base 1 to 603 and encodes 200 amino acids. The record is from RefSeq and is a predicted model, not a curated record. Gene Ontology annotation, molecular function: protein tyrosine/serine/threonine phosphatase activity; MAP kinase phosphatase activity. NCBI's taxonomy places the organism in Eukaryota, Metazoa, Chordata, Actinopteri, Salmoniformes, Salmonidae. Gene Ontology annotation, biological process: protein dephosphorylation; negative regulation of MAPK cascade. Gene Ontology annotation, cellular component: cytoplasm.